Messenger RNA from Pelecanus crispus (Dalmatian pelican), 1167 nucleotides. The record is from RefSeq and is a predicted model, not a curated record. NCBI's taxonomy places the organism in Eukaryota, Metazoa, Chordata, Aves, Pelecaniformes, Pelecanidae.
GUCGUCGACGCCUUGACGCUCUUUGAGACCAACAUGGAGAUCGGGGAGUACUUCAACGCCUUCCCCAGCGAGGUCCUCCCGAUUUUCGACAGCGCGCUGCGCCGGGCUGCCCUGGCAGCGCUGGAGGCCGCCGCGGCCCCUCCCCAGCUCAGCAUGAAGCAGAACCUCCACACCAGGGUCUCAGGUUUGCCUGUUUGCCCAGAGCUGACUCGAGAGCACAUUCCUAAAACCAGGGAUGUGGGUCACUUUUUGUCUGUUACUGGGACUGUCAUACGUACCAGUUUGGUGAAAGUUUUGGAGUUUGAACGGAGUUAUAUCUGCGAUAAGUGCAAGCACGUGUUUGUCGUCAAGGCUGACUUUGAACAGUACUACGCGUUCUGUCGUCCAUCAGCCUGUCUUAAUGAAGAAGGCUGCAAGUCAACCAAGUUCACGUGUCUCUCUGGAACAACCUCUUCUACCUGCUGCAGAGACUAUCAAGAAAUCAAAAUUCAGGAACAGAUUCAAAGACUGUCUGUUGGAAGCAUCCCUCGUUGCAUGGUGGUUGUUCUGGAAGAUGACUUAGUGGACAGUUGCAAGUCUGGAGAUGACAUCACAGUGUAUGGAGUGGUAAUGCAGAGGUGGAAACCUUUCCACGAGGAUGCACGCUGUGACUUGCAGCUUGUUUUGAAAGCCAACUACGUUAAAGUAAACAAUGAGCAGCUAGCAGGGGUUGUAAUUGAUGAAGAAGUCCGCAAGGAAUUCAAAGACUUCUGGGAAAAGCAUAGGAAUGAUCCCUUAGCAGGGAGGAAUGAAAUUUUGGCUAGCUUAUGUCCUCAAGUUUUUGGAUUGUACCUGGUGAAGUUGGCUGUAGCCAUGGUGCUUGCCGGUGGUGUACAGAGGACCGAUGCUACUGGAACUCGAAUCAGAGGUGAAUCGCAUCUUUUGUUGGUUGGAGACCCGGGUACGGGGAAAUCUCAGUUUCUCAAGUAUGCAGUAAAGAUUAUGCCACGGUCUGUGCUUACUGCGGGAAUUGGAUCUACAAGUGCAGGUAUUGUGUGCUUUGAGAUCCAUUAUGAUCCUCUGGGGCUCUGCGGUGCCGUGUGCCCGCUGCAGCCUGUUACUGCAUCUGGACCUAAGUGGAAUUGCCUGGCCAAUUUCAGAAAACGGCGAUCUAACUCCGCAACUUAA